Molecule: messenger RNA, 1424 nt
Organism: Spinacia oleracea (spinach)
Lineage: Eukaryota; Viridiplantae; Streptophyta; Magnoliopsida; Caryophyllales; Amaranthaceae
Exons: 7
Coding region: 1-1266 (421 amino acids)
Source: RefSeq, a predicted model, not a curated record
AUGGCUAAGGGAAAGACUAAGAAGUUGCGAAUAGCUACUACUCAUUCAAAUGGGAAUGAAACAACUGCUGGAAAUCAAGGGCAACUAAGUAACUUAGGUACCAGGGAUGCAGAUCAACAUCAUCAAAGUACAUCUAAUAGCCAAAAUCAAGGAAACACAGAUGCCUCUACACAUGUUUCUCAACAUGAAAAUGGGAGAGUCCAUGACUAUAUUAUUCAAGAUCCAGAAGGAAAUAGAAGACGAGGAAAAACUGUUCUAGCAGAUGUAUGGAAUUUACCUGAAGGACAUCACAUUGUUGUUGAUGUCAAUAGUGAGAUGCAGCCCAUUGGAGAUGAAGGAGGGGUAAUAGGUUCAUUUGGUGGGACUAUUGCAAGAAAUGGAAAGCUUUGCUCUCUAAGUUACACGAGAUGGGAUCAUUUGAAAAAGGGUUGUAACAGAAAUAAUCAAGCAAUGAUACUAAAAGAAGUUGAGGCUAGAUUUCUUUAUCCCAAAGCUACUGAGAAAUGGAUAUUGAAAUCAAUUGGACAUAAAUGGAGGGAUUAUAAGUGUUACUUGAAAGGGCUGCAUUAUGAUGAGAAUACAGAUAUUACUGUUUUGCAUAGUAAUGUUCCACCAGAUGUUGAAUCAGAUCAGUGGAUUAGCCUUGUAAAUUUUUGGAGAUCAGAUGAAGGAAGGAAGAGAAGCAAACUUGGUAAAGAAUCACAUGCGAAGGCUAAAGUGAAGCCAAUUUCUACAACUGGUACAAAAAGUCAUGCCCGUGUUGGUGCAGAAAUGAAUCAAAUUAGGAAAAUUGUUGAUGAACAAGGCGGGCUAGAAGUAAGCUUAAAUGAUGAUCCUGUUGCAAAGGUAUUAGGUAAAGAUCAAUAUAGCCGUGUUCGUGGUUUGGGAUUAGGGGUCAAGCCGUCAGAUUUUGUAGAAUCUUCUGGGCCAUCACGUCAUAAAGGCCUAAACAUGUCCACAAAAGAUGAAACAUUGGUUUUGUAUUAUUUUCGCAAACUGGAGGGUUUAACACAAAGACUAAGAAAACGUGUCAAAAGUCAGGGAAUGACCAUACAUAAGUUGAAAAGGAAGCUCCAAACACAUUAUGGUUCUGACUUCGAUAAUUCUGACUCGGAUGGCUUAAGUGAUUCUGACUCUGAUGGUUUAAGUGAUACUGAAGCUGGUGAAUCUGAUGAAGAAGAAGAAUCUGAUAUUCCGCUAACAGACAAGGGUCAAAAUGCUUCAACUUCUAACAAUGAUGGUUCUCUUUUGCAACGCUCAAAUUAGUUGUUGGUUUAACUUCCCAAGGAUUAAUCUACGAAGCAGCGAGAUAGAGAAGUAGCUGAUGGGAAAUUAUGUGGCGUAGUAUGACGAUCGAGGACAACACGGUCCCUUGAUUUUUAUUUUUUUAGGAACAACGCUUGUAUGCUCUUUCUUAAUUAAGC